Messenger RNA from Juglans regia (Persian walnut), 2685 nucleotides. RefSeq lists its product as uncharacterized. The transcript is spliced from 10 exons. The record is from RefSeq and is a predicted model, not a curated record. Bases 1 to 2685 code for a protein of 894 amino acids. Gene Ontology annotation, molecular function: nucleic acid binding. NCBI's taxonomy places the organism in Eukaryota, Viridiplantae, Streptophyta, Magnoliopsida, Fagales, Juglandaceae.
AUGGAGGGUGGCACACGUGCAGCAUUAAAAGUUCAGAUUGAAGAUUCUCAACUGCAGCAGGAAGUCAUGCAGAAACAAUUGGAGCAUCAUCAACAGGCAAUUUCUGGUAUAACAGAAAGGUUAGAUCAAGUUUCAGAAAUGUUGAAAUCUUUGGCUGAUGCUAUGAAUGUUAAUACUCGUAGAGAUAGAGAAGUUUCUCAUGAACUUAGAAAUCAUGAAGAGAGAGGUAGUUUUCACAGAAGUGUUAAAUUGGAUUUUCCACGUUUCAGUGGUAAUGAUCCUGCUAGUUGGACUUUUAAGGCUAAUCAGUAUUUUGAUUGUUUUCAAAUACCUUUCCAUCAGAAGUUAAUGGUGGCUUCGCACCAUAUGGAAGCAAAUAACGGUCCAAAGAACUUGUUUCCUUUGAAGAAGGUAAAUUCUUCUCAGAUCGAUGAUAAAAGGAGGAAGGGAUUGUGUUAUCAUUGUGAGGAAAAGUGGAAUCCCAACCAUGUUUGCAAAAAUCCGAGGGUGUAUUACUUACAAGGGGCAUGUAAUGCUGAGCAGGACUUAAUUGACAAUUCUGAGGCACAGUUGGUACUAGAAUUGGAGGAAAAAAGUGAGAAAGAAUCUGAGGAGUUAGAGGUUUCAAUCCACGCCAUUUCUAGAUGUAUCAAUAAUAAUGCUAUGAAGUUGUUUGGAAAAAUUGGCUCAGCUUCUGUUGAGAUUCUUGUGGAUUUAGGGAGUACUCAUAAUUUUUUGGAUCCAAUGGUGGUAGAAGUUGCAAAUUUAAAGGUAAUUAAAGAUGAGGCUCUUCAGGUGAAAGUGGCAGAUGGUGUGCAGUGGCUAAAAACAUUGGGUCCUAUCCAAUGGAACUUUACUGAUAUGUCUAUGCAGUUUGAAGUGGAUGGGAAGAAGUUGGUCUUGAAGCAAGGUUGGUUCUUGCAGUUGGUAGCAAAAAAACCUGAGGUGAAGCAGGUGGAAGUUCAGCCUGAAUUGGAAGAAGUUCUGCAGUAUCCUCAUUAUCAAAAAUAUGAAAUUGAGAAAAUUGUGCAUGACCUGUUAUCAAAUGGUGUUAUAAGACCAAGCCAAAACCCAUUCUCAUCACCUGUUUUACUUGUUAGAAAAGCUGAUGGUAGUUGGAGGAUGUGUAUGGAUUAUCGAGCCCUUAAUCAAGAAACUAUCAAGGACAAGUUUCCAAUUCCUGUCAUUGACGAGUUACUUGAUGAACUUUAUGGAGCUAAGUUCUUUUCUAAACUUGAUCGUAGAUCAGGUUAUCAUCAAAUAAAGGUAAGAGAAGAGGACAUUCCCAAAACAACAUUUAGAACUCCUGAGGGUCACUAUGAGUUCUUGGUAAUGCCUUUUGGGCUUACCAAUGCACCUGCCACCUUUCAAGGAUUGAUGAAUCAUGUUUUCAGACAUUUCCUUCGAAAAUUUGUUUUGGUCUUCUUUGAUGAUAUCUUGGUUUACAACCAAGAUUUUGGUGAACAUCUAGAGCACUUGAAAUUUGGGGUGACUGAGGUAGACUACUUGGAACAUAUUAUUUCUGAAGAUGGAGUGAAGGCAGAUCCUACAAAGAUUUCUUCUAUGUUGGACUGGCAUGUUCCCAAAACAGUGAAAGCAUUGAGGGGAUUUUUGGGCCUUACUGGCUACUAUCGAAAGUUCAUCAAGAACUAUGGUUCUAUUGCUGCCCCAUUAACAUUGUUGCUGAAAAAGAACUCAUUUGUGUGGUCUCUUGAAGUUGAAGUGGCUUUUAAAGAGUUAAAAUAUGUUGUUGCAAGUCCUCCUGUAUUAAGACUUCCUGAUUUUUCUAAGGAGUUUACUAUUGAGUGUGAUGCUUCAGGGGUGGGGUUGGGAGCUGUAUUGAUGCAAGAUAACCAACCAAUAACCUUCUUUAGUAAAGCCUUAAAAGGAAAAGCAUUGUUUUUGUCGACCUAUGAAAAAGAAUUUUUGGCACUGGUGUGUGCAGUAGGGAAAUGGAGACCAUAUCUGUUGGGUCAGUCUUUUAAGAUCAAAAUUGACCAACAGGUCUUGAAACACUUGUUGGAGCAAAGAGUGGCCACUGAGGCUCAACAUAAGUGGAUCUCAAAGGUCAUGGGUUAUGAUUUUUGUGUAGAAUAUAAAAGGGGCAAGGACAAUAAAGUUGCUGAUGCACUUUUCAGAAAGUCUGAAGAAGAUUCAGCUACAUUGCAAGGGCAGCAGGUUUCUAAGGAAUUCUCUUUACAACAGGGUCUCCUUUUCAGAAAAGGGAAAUUGGUGAUAGUUCCUUCAUCACCAUUUCAUGCUAAAGUAUUGCAACAUAUUGAUCACAAUCCAGAAGCAGGGUUACUUCAACCUUUGCCUGUUCCUCAAAGUCCUUGGCUUGAUAUUGCCAUGGACUUUAUUGUUGGUCUCCCUAGUUCAAAUGGACUGACUGUCAUUUUGACUGUGGUGGAUAGAUUGACAAAGUUUGGGCAUUUUUUUCCAUUGGCUCACCCCUAUACAGCUUGUAAAGUAGCUGAGGGAACCACUUUGGCUUUUAGCUCAGCCUAUCAUCCACAAUCAGAUGGCCAAGCUGAAACCUUAAAUAAGUGUGUGGAGGGUUAUUUGAGAUCCUAUAUGGGGUCUAAGACUCUAAGCCAAAACGUUGGAGCCUUGUAUGGAAUUCCACCCCCUCGGUUGAUUUCUUAUAUUCCAGGCACUACUGCAAAUGCUGAAGUGGAUCACUAG